AAAUUGCAGGGCAAGCACUGGGAUACAUUUUAUAAGUUCUACAGAAACACAACGGAUAACAAAUGGGGUAGUGCUUAUCUCACGAGGGACUUCUUUCACAUGCUGGGAUCAAAGUUGACGGACCAUCUAUUGCUCAUUGUUGCUGAAGAUGAGGGUGAACUUGUUGCUGGUGCUCUUAACGUUAUUGGAGGUGACACACUUUUUGGUCGCUUAUGGGGUUGUCUACCACGCGUUUAUUUUCCAAAUUUGCAUUUUGAGGCCUGCUACUAUCAGGCAAUUGAAGCUGCUAUUGAGUUGAACUUGAGCAAAGUGGAGGCGGGAGCUCAAGGAGAACAUAAAAUUCAGCGUGGUUAUCUUCCAGUUACCACAUUCAGCUGCCACUACAUUCUGGAUGAUGAUUUUCGAAAAGUGAUUGACAAUUUUCUUGUGUAUGAAACCGAGCAGGUUAAGCACGUAAUGGAGUUGCUCCAUGAAUCUGGCCCCUUCAAAGAAGGAAUUGUAUGAGCAUCAUAGCUUUGAUUCCGCCUGGAUUAUGUUUAAGAUAAAUCAUCGAAAGCGAAGCAGCACACAACAUAUGUUGUUUGUAUCAGAGUUCCUCUUAUUAUCUAACCAUCAUUACUUAAUUUAUUUGUGAUUUAUAGUUAACGUAAUAUUUCAUAAAAGACAAAGGAAAUCGUCUUCAUUA
Messenger RNA from Zingiber officinale, 685 nucleotides. RefSeq lists its product as uncharacterized. The annotation marks the transcript as partial. The record is from RefSeq and is a predicted model, not a curated record. NCBI's taxonomy places the organism in Eukaryota, Viridiplantae, Streptophyta, Magnoliopsida, Zingiberales, Zingiberaceae. The transcript is spliced from 4 exons.